GUCAAACGAUUUGCGGCCAUCCAUUUUCUUUCUCGUUUUCAUCCCGUGUGUGUUAGAACUUAGAAAUAAUAUCGCCGACUAGUUUUAUCAUACGAUCACGUUAAAACAUCUACAAAAUGGCUAAUCUAUCAUUGCGUUUGGCCACCAAAAUCGGGAAACAAUUGAACAACACUUUACCACAGAUAAGCAAGGCUUCCUGGACUACAUCAAAACUCAUCAGCCGAUCAAUCCACGUAACAUGUAGCGCAAGAGCUGCAGAAAUUUCCUCCAUUUUGGAAGAAAGAAUUUUGGGAGCUCCACCCAAGGCUGAUUUAGAAGAAACUGGUCGUGUGUUAAGUAUUGGUGACGGUAUUGCCCGUGUCUAUGGUUUGAAGAAUGUACAAGCAGAAGAGAUGGUGGAAUUUUCUUCUGGGUUAAAGGGUAUGGCUCUUAACUUGGAACCCGACAACGUAGGAGUGGUAGUUUUUGGUAACGACAAGCUGAUCAAAGAAGGUGAUGUCGUUAAACGUACUGGAGCUAUUGUAGAUGUACCUGUUGGUGAAGACCUUUUAGGACGUGUAGUUGAUGCUUUGGGUAACACCAUUGAUGGUAAAGGACCAUUGACCUCCAAGACUAGGUACCGUGUGGGUAUCAAAGCCCCUGGAAUUAUUCCCCGUGUAUCUGUACGCGAACCUAUGCAAACGGGUAUUAAGGCUGUCGACUCACUGGUACCAAUCGGUCGUGGUCAGCGUGAAUUGAUCAUUGGAGACAGGCAGACUGGUAAAACCGCUUUGGCUAUUGACACCAUCAUUAACCAAAAGAGAUUUAAUGAUGCCCAAGAUGAGAAGAAGAAGUUAUACUGUAUCUAUGUUGCUAUCGGUCAAAAGAGAUCAACAGUCGCCCAGAUUUUAAAGAGGCUGACAGAUACUGGUGCUAUUAACUACACCAUCAUUGUAUCGGCCACUGCUUCUGAUGCUGCUCCCCUUCAAUACCUUGCCCCAUACUCUGGAUGUGCCAUGGGAGAGUUCUUUAGAGAUAAUGGCAAACACGCCCUUAUCAUCUAUGACGAUUUGUCCAAACAAGCCGUUGCCUACCGUCAAAUGUCCCUGUUGCUGAGACGUCCGCCUGGUCGUGAAGCCUACCCCGGUGAUGUAUUCUACCUCCACUCUCGUUUGUUGGAACGUGCUGCUAAAAUGAGUGAAACAUUAGGAGGAGGUUCUUUGACUGCUCUGCCCGUUAUCGAAACCCAAGCUGGUGAUGUGUCUGCCUACAUUCCCACUAACGUAAUUUCCAUUACUGAUGGACAAAUUUUCUUGGAAACUGAGUUGUUCUACAAGGGUGUCCGUCCAGCUAUCAAUGUUGGUUUGUCUGUAUCUCGUGUAGGAUCUGCUGCCCAAACCAAAGCCAUGAAACAAGUGGCUGGUUCAAUGAAACUUGAGUUGGCUCAAUACCGUGAAGUUGCUGCCUUCGCCCAAUUUGGUUCUGAUUUAGAUGCUGCUACUCAACAACUAUUAAACCGUGGUGUUCGUCUUACUGAAUUGUUGAAACAAGGACAAUAUGUGCCGAUGGCUAUUGAAGAACAAGUAGCCGUAAUCUACUGUGGUGUCCGCGGGUUCCUUGACAAAAUGGACCCAUCCAAAAUCACUUCAUUUGAAAAACAAUUCUUGCAACACAUCAAGGCGUCAGAAAAACCCCUUUUGGAGAGCAUUGCAAAAGAAGGAAAAAUCACCGAUGAUACAGAUGCUAAACUGAAAACUGUUGUUAACAACUUCUUAGCCUCAUUCAAUGCUUAAGUAUUUAUAUAUUUGUUCCCUGUCGAACAGAGUUAGUCCUCAGAAUUUUCCAGCUCUUUUUAUAAAAGGGUUAUUGUUAUGCCUAUUGUUCAGUCAUAGCCCCAUAGCCAUUAAAUUUGUAUAAUUACAUGUACCUAUUUUUCAAUAUAAGUUAUAAAUAAUGAACUGGGAUUUCCAAAAAUAUUUUAAA
Adelges cooleyi (spruce gall adelgid) is the source of this 1962-nucleotide messenger RNA. It is a transcript of the gene blw, whose product is annotated as ATP synthase subunit alpha, mitochondrial. Gene Ontology annotation, biological process: proton motive force-driven ATP synthesis; proton transmembrane transport. Gene Ontology annotation, molecular function: proton-transporting ATP synthase activity, rotational mechanism; ADP binding; ATP binding. Bases 117 to 1772 code for a protein of 551 amino acids. The record is from RefSeq and is a predicted model, not a curated record. Lineage: Eukaryota; Metazoa; Arthropoda; Insecta; Hemiptera; Adelgidae. The transcript has 10 exons.